Messenger RNA from Castor canadensis (American beaver), 1313 nucleotides. The record is from RefSeq and is a predicted model, not a curated record. NCBI's taxonomy places the organism in Eukaryota, Metazoa, Chordata, Mammalia, Rodentia, Castoridae.
AUGUUACUUCCUGUAUGGAGGCAUGGCCAGUUUCCAGCCCCGCGCUCCCGGUUCCUCCCCAGCCUGCGCCGGAGCCACAACUUUCAGGAGCAUGGACUGAAGGCGCCCUCGCCCCAGCGCCCCUCUGAGAUCCUUUGUGUUUUCCUCGGGCCCCCGGAGACGCCGCGCCGCGCCGCGCUCAACCCCGCCGUCGCCCGCCGGCUCUCCGGCUGCGCUGCCGACUCAAGUUGGGGAUCCUCGGCAGAUAACCGCCGUCGCGGCUCGCGGUUCCUGCCUGCCCCGGGCCCGGGGCAUCGCCGCCGUCCGCCGACUCCUGGUCCUGCCCGAUCGGCUCGCUCCGGUUUGAACGGAAAGCAGCCCUGCUCCGCCGAAAGGAUCGUCCCCAGCGUGGCUUUGCAUCCCCGGUCACUUUUUGAGAUUUUUUCGGGGGGCGCUCGGCGGCUUCCCGGAUUCCAGCGGGACUCGCCGCGGAGCGUGGGGAGCCCGUGCAGCAGGCGAGCCGGGAAAGCGCCCAGGUUUAGCGGAGGCUCGCACAGAAGCAAGAACUUAUUCAACAAGUUUACCCCCCUGCUUUCCCCUUUUCGAUGUGCGUUUUCGGACAUGCGGAGGUUACUGGAACCGUGUUGGUGGAUUUUGUUCCUGAAAAUCACCAGUUCCGUGCUCCAUUAUGUCGUGUGCUUCCCGGCGGUGACAGAAGGCUACGUCGGGGCCCUGCAGGAGAACAGACACGGCAGCUCAGCGCAGAUCCGCAGGCGCAAGGCCUCAGGCGACCCGUACUGGGCCUACUCUGGUGUCUAUGGUCCUGAGCACUGGGUCACAUCUAGUGUCAGCUGUGGGGGUCGCCACCAGUCUCCAAUAGACAUUUUAGACCAUCAUGCACGUGUUGGUGAAGAAUACCAGGACCUGCAACUUGAUGGCUUUGACAAUGAGUCUUCUAACAAAACCUGGAUGAAAAACACAGGGAAAACAGUUGCCAUCCUUCUGAAAGACGACUACUUCGUCAGUGGUGCUGGCCUGCCCGGCAGAUUCAAGGCUGAGAAGGUGGAAUUUCACUGGGGCCACAGCAAUGGUUCUGCAGGCUCAGAGCACAGUGUCAAUGGCCGAAGGUUUCCUGUGGAGAUGCAGAUUUUCUUUUACAACCCAGAUGAUUUUGACAGCUUUCAAACUGCCAUUUCUGAGAACAGAGUAAUUGGAGCCAUGGCCAUAUUUUUUCAAGUAAGUUAGCGGUGGUUAAAAUACUUCAACCGGAGAGUUUUCUGAGUAUUUUUUUAAUUUGUGGGAUUGUUCCAUGUUUAAUGAAUGCAUCUGUUUUC